UCAUUAUGAUGCCAAUGAGCAGCUGAACCCGGAAGAGAGAGAGACGCUCGAGCGGAGACACAUAAACAAACGAUUAUAGCUGAAAAACAUCGAAUUAAACCAUCAGACAUCAUAGAACCGCAGUGAACAGUAACAUGGACGACACACUCUUCCAGCUCAAGUUCACGGCGAAGCAGCUGGAGCGUCUGGCCAAGAAGGCAGAGAAAGACUCCAAAUCCGAACAAGCCAAAGUCAAAAAGGCUCUCCAGCAGAAGAACGUGGAGUGUGCGCGAGUGUACGCGGAGAAUGCCAUUCGCAAGAAGAACGAGGGUCUGAACUGGCUGCGUAUGGCGUCUCGUGUGGACGCCGUGGCCUCCAAGGUCCAGACGGCUGUGACUAUGAAGGGGGUCACGAAGAGCAUGACGCAGGUGACCAAAGCUCUGGAUAAGGCUCUGAACUCCAUGGACCUGCAGAAAGUGUCGGCUGUCAUGGACAAGUUCGAGAGCCAGGUCCAGAAUCUGGACGUUCACACCUCGGUGAUGGAGGACUCCAUGAGCUCGGCCACCACGCUGACCACGCCGCAGGAGCAGGUGGACGAUCUGAUCCUGCAGAUCGCGGAGGAGAGCGGCCUGGAGGUGGAGGACCAGCUGAGUCAGCUGCCAGCGGGAGCCACGUCACUGGGAGAGACAUCAGUGCGCUCGCAGGACAAAGAGGACCAGCUCUCCAGACGGCUGGCAGCUUUACGUAACUGACAGCGUUCAGAGAUCCGGUCAAACGUUUCCUGCGUGGAGGAUGCUGGUUUUUAUAAUCCAGUCCAUUUAUACACAUUAUAUCCCACACUUUAUGAUGAAAACUGUCUCUUUGUCUGCUCUUUAUUUCUUAGUGUCUCCAUCAUCAAACAUGACUGUGCCUUUCAAAAGAGCACAAGUCAUUUCCCCUCUUUAUUUCU
Carassius carassius (crucian carp) is the source of this 928-nucleotide messenger RNA. It is a transcript of the gene chmp1a, whose product is annotated as charged multivesicular body protein 1A. NCBI's taxonomy places the organism in Eukaryota, Metazoa, Chordata, Actinopteri, Cypriniformes, Cyprinidae. Gene Ontology annotation, biological process: late endosome to vacuole transport; endosome transport via multivesicular body sorting pathway; protein transport. The transcript has 7 exons. Gene Ontology annotation, cellular component: multivesicular body; ESCRT III complex. The coding region runs from base 135 to 731 and encodes 198 amino acids. The record is from RefSeq and is a predicted model, not a curated record.